AUGCGGUGGGCGUUGAUCACUCUGGCAGGAGCCCUGAGCUUCUCAGGAGUAUCAGCUCUUAUUGACUCAGCAAUCGAUACCAAGGUCAUCGUGCAUCCACGAGCACAACUUUACGGUACAGGUGACAUCGUGAACACUGUUGCACAACAGUUCGAGGAGCGUAAUGCUACAACACCAAACCUCGACUCCCGCUCUUCUCACUACCUGUUACCUCGGCAAGCGGCAGGCCGUUGCGGUGUUGAGUUUAGCAAUCAGAGAUGCGGUGGUAAUCAAUGCUGCUCAAGUUAUGGCUACUGCGGAUCAGAGUUCGAGCACUGUGGCAUUAUUGUCGGAUGUCAGCCUGACUUUGGAAGGUGUGGUGAUGCAGCACCAGGGCCAACCACUACGCCAACGCUAACUCCCACGCCUCUGCCACCAACAAGCUCAGUCACUGUUCCUUCAAGCUCGUCGGCUCUACCGCCGCUGCCCUCCGGCACUCUGAUUCCCUCCACGAACGGGCAAUGCGGAAACGUAACAACAUGUACGGGCUCCGUCUUCGGAAGUUGCUGCUCGGAGUACUAUUACUGCGGCAACUCCCUUGACUUCUGCGGCACUGGGUGUCGCCUCGACUUUGGAGGUUGUGGUAGUGUGGCACCACCGCCGCCGGGCUCUUCUUCCUCGAUCCCUAUCCCUGUUCCUCCCGGCAGCUCCUCAACCAGGCCAUCGCCCACUCCUACUCCCACCCCAACAACGACACCAACGCCUAGCCCAACCUCUUCUGCGGCACCUAUCCCGACCAACGUCAUACUUUCGGGAGAUGCUGUUCGAGCUAUGGAUGGUGUGGCAAUGGGCAGGAUGACUACUGUAGAUUGUCGUGGGGUUGCCAGCCGCAGUUUGGGACAUGCGGCUAGUAAAAGCUCUCCAUACCGUGUGGCAAGAUCGAACGAGCUUGCGAACAGGGGUAAGCAGUAUAUAGUAUGCCCAACCACUCCGUCUACACUUCAUUGUCAGCAUCAAGUCUAUUCAUCAAUCACAAAUAUGCACUUCUCUUCUCUUCAACUGGCUUUGGUUGCCGCGGCGCCUCUCGCCUCUGCCUGGCCAACGGCCAUCUUGGAGGCUGCUGGACAUGAUUCUGAGCUUCUGAAGCGCGCCGAGGAGGCCGCGAGGUUGGUGAAGCUGGAAGGACGUCAAGCUGGUGCCGGUGCUGCAACAGCUAUCUUCGAGCCAGUACCCAUCUUCAACGCAAAGGCGCAAUACAUCAACGUCACUGCUGGCAGCGGUCACGAGUAUGUUGCACCAGGGCCGAACGACCUCAGAGGACCAUGUCCGGGUCUGAACGCCUUCGCCAAUCACAACUUCCUCCCCCACAACGGAUACGCUAGUGUUCAACAAUACAUCGACGUAACACAAAAGGUCGUGGGCAUGGGGCCCAUUCUUUCGACCUUCCUCUCAGUUCUCGGUGGCGCCCUCGACGGCGACCUGUUGAACUGGUCAAUGGGCGGCACGCCAUCUCUCGCUCAAGGAGGUCCAACAGGAAUUCUAGGCAACGGGUUGACCGGAUCGCACAACAAAUACGAAGCCGAUGCCUCACCAACACGGCCCGACCUUUACCAGGCGGGUAACAACUACAAGACUGUCACUAGCCAGUUCCAGGAGUUGAUCGACUACUCCCCUGGUGGUGUAGUUACCCUUGAGAGCUUGACAAACUUCAGGAGCCAUCGGUUCGACGUUCAAAAGCAAACUAACCCCUACUUUUUCAAUGGGCCGUUCUCGGGCGUGUUGGUGCAACCUGCUGCGUACACCUUCAUCUUCCGCUUCAUGGCCAACCACAGCGCUGAGAACCCCACUGGUAUUCUCCCAUACGAUGUCAUCCAAUCUUGGUUUGGAGUCCAGGGUACCAACGGAAACUACAACGCAGUGCAAGGCUCGGAGCGCAUCCCAGAGAAUUGGUACCGACGUGCUCUUGAAUAUCCAUACGAGUCCACAUACUUCCUUGCGGAUGCUGUCAAUGCUGCCGUUCUCCAUCCUAAGUUUCUCGAUAUCGGUGGAAACACUGGUACACCCAACUCCUUCGUUGGUGUUGACGUAGCUGACCUGACCGGUGGUGUUUUCAAUGGUGCGUCACUCCUUGAGGGGAACAAUCUCGGCUGCUUUGUCUACCAGGCCUCAGCACAAGCCAAACCAGACAUCCUUCUCGGACCGCUCGACGCACUCACCAGUGCCAUUGGAGGUCUUGUUGGACAGUUGGGUUGCCCGAAGUUGGCCGCCAUCGACAAGCAAGUUCUUCAACAAUUCCCUGGUUACACUAAGUCACCCGUUUAUGGUUAG
This is a messenger RNA of Alternaria burnsii, 2307 nucleotides long. RefSeq lists its product as uncharacterized. NCBI's taxonomy places the organism in Eukaryota, Fungi, Ascomycota, Dothideomycetes, Pleosporales, Pleosporaceae. Gene Ontology annotation, molecular function: peroxidase activity; chitin binding. The transcript has 4 exons. The coding region runs from base 1 to 2307 and encodes 768 amino acids. The record is from RefSeq and is a predicted model, not a curated record.